Penaeus monodon (black tiger shrimp) is the source of this 874-nucleotide messenger RNA. Its product is annotated as gastrula zinc finger protein XlCGF71.1-like. Gene Ontology annotation, biological process: regulation of transcription by RNA polymerase II; central nervous system development. The coding region runs from base 56 to 622 and encodes 188 amino acids. NCBI's taxonomy places the organism in Eukaryota, Metazoa, Arthropoda, Malacostraca, Decapoda, Penaeidae. The record is from RefSeq and is a predicted model, not a curated record. Gene Ontology annotation, molecular function: DNA-binding transcription factor activity, RNA polymerase II-specific; RNA polymerase II cis-regulatory region sequence-specific DNA binding. The transcript has a single exon. Gene Ontology annotation, cellular component: nucleus.
UAACUGCAAGAUUUGCAACAGUGCAUUUUCAAGAAAAAAUAAUCUGGUGAGACACAUGAGAACACAUACAAAAGAAAAGCCAUACAGCUGCGAGAUUUGCAAUAAGGCCUUUUCUGAAAAAGGUCACCUAGUAGCGCACAUUAGAGUACACACCAAGGAGAAGCCAUACAGUUGUGAAAUUUGUAAGAAGGACUUCACAGAAAAAUCUAGUCUAGCAAGACAUGUGAGAGUACAUACAAAGGAGAAGCCAUACAAUUGUGAGAUUUGUAACAAGAACGUUUCGCUUAGAGCUAAUCUAGUGAGUCAUAUGAGAAUACAUACAGAGGAGAAACCAUACAGCUGUGAGGUUUGUAACAAGGGAUUUUCACAGAGAAAUCGUUUGGGAAGUCAUAUGAGAGUACAUACAAAAGAGAAGCCAUACAGCUGUGAGAUUUGCAAAAAGUCCUUCUCACAUCAAACUAGUCUAGAGAUCCAUAUGAGAAUACAUAGAAAGGAGAAACCAUACAGCUGUGAGAUUUGCAAUAAGGCCUUUUAUGCAAAAAGUCAUGUAGUAAGGCAUAUGAAAGUACACACAAAAGAAAAGCUAUACAGCUGUGAGAUUUGGAACAAGGCCUUCUCAUAAAACUGCUCCAUAUGAGAGUACUUAUAAAGAAGGAGUCAUAGUGCUGUGAGAUUUGUAAUGUAUUUUCAUGGAAACAGAUUAUGGCGAAUCAGAUGAUAGUACAUGAGAGUAACAAUUUGUAUCAAUUAAAGGUGUACACUUCCUCUUGACAUUAAUAGGAAAGAAAUGUUCUAAAUUUUGCAGGAUCUCUUUAUAUAUAUACCCCCCCAAUCCCUUGCCCGUUGUUGUCGUGGGGGGGCUUAGGAGGCGGAG